AGCCAUUUUAUUUGCUGUCGCUUGACAAGCCGGAGGUUUGAAGAAUAUUUUAUAAAUUUCUUCUGCCGACGUGGUUUAACAUUUGUGUUGAUGAAUAUUAUAUGAAUACACCACAAUAAAAUAUGGCGAGAUACGGUCAGAGACCGGAAAAUGCUCUUAAGAGAGCCAAUGAGUUUAUGGACUUGGAGAAGCCUGCAAGGGCGCUUGAUACCUUGCAGGAAGUGUUUCGAAACAAAAAAUGGGCUUACAAUUGGUCCGAAUCUGUCUUAGAACCGAUCAUGUUCAAAUACCUGGAACUAUGCGUCGAUUUACGCAAGUCUCAUAUUGCCAAAGAAGGGCUGUUUCAAUACAGAAACAUGUUUCAAUCAGUAAACGUUGGUUCAUUAGAACAAGUUAUCAGGGGAUAUCUCCGGAUGGCUGAAGAGCGUACAGAGUCUGCUCGAGAACAAUCCACCCAGGCAGUAAUUGACACAGAUGAUCUUGAUAACCUUGCAACACCUGAGAGUAUUUUGCUAAGUGCUGUCUCAGGGGAAGAUGCCCAGGACCGCUCUGAUAGAACAAUAUUAACACCAUGGGUGAAAUUUCUUUGGGAGUCCUACUGCCAGUGUCUGGAGCUCCUGCGGACGAAUGCACAUGUGGAGACCCUAUACCAUGACAUAGCUCGCAUGGCAUUCCAGUUCUGCUUGAAGUAUUCAAGGAAGACUGAGUUUAGGAAGCUUUGUGAUAAACUCAGAAAACAUCUUGAUGAUAUUUGCAAAUCCUCUCAGCCAGGCAAUGUUAGUAUCAGCAAGCCUGAAACACAGCAGCUCAACUUGGAAACCAGAUUGUUCCAACUGGACAGCGCCAUUCAGAUGGAGCUGUGGCAAGAAGCCUACAAAGCAAUAGAAGACAUCCAUAAUCUCAUGAACAUGUCCAAGAAGACACCAGUCGCCAAAACCAUGGCUAAUUAUUAUGGCAAGCUGGCUCUCGUCUUUUGGAAGGCCGGACAUUGCUUGUUCCAUGCAGCUGCCCUGUUAAAGCUUUUCCAACUGUCGAGAGAAAUGAAGAAAAAUAUCACUCAGGAGGAAUUGCAAAAGAUGGCAUGUCGAGUCUUGGUGGCUGUGCUAUCGGUCCCCUUACCAUCGCUUCAUCCUGAGUUCGAUCGUUUCGUUGAAACUGACAAGAGUCCUGUUGAGAAGGCACAGAGAUUAGCAGUGUUGCUUGGACUCGCUCAACCUCCGACCAGAGCUAGCUUACUGAAAGACGUGGUCCGUAUGAACGUGGUGUCGCUGGCGUCGCCACAGCUGCAGCAGCUGUACUCGUGGCUCGAGGUGGAGUUCGAUCCCCUGUCCAUCUGUCAGAACGUCCAGAGCGUCGUCAAAACACUGCAGGAGGAUCCUAACUCCCCGCUGGCACAAUACUCGGUGGCUAUAACGGAUGUAGCGCUGGUACGUCUCAUUCGUCAAGUCGCUCAGUGCUACGCCUGCAUUCAAUUCUCCAGACUGUUGGAGCUGGCUGCGACCGACGACCUCUUCCAUAUCGAACGUCUGCUCGUCGACUGUGUCCGCCAUAAUGAUAUGCAGAUACGGGUGGAUCAUGCUAACAAAUGUGUCCACUUCGGCGUGGAAGCUGGAGGCGGCGAAUGGUGUUCUACUGCUGACGAGGCGUGCGGCGGGGCCAUACUCCAGGCAACGCCCGCUGAACAGGUUCGCGAGCAGCUCGUCCGUGCUGCGGAGGUAGUUUCUCGUGCUGCUCAGACAUUGUUCCCAGCUCGUCGUCGUGCCGAUCGCGAGCGUGCUAGGGCCGCCAUGGUGCAGCACUAUCACGAGAACAAACACGCUGAACAUCAUCGCGUUCUACAAAGACAUAAGAUCAUAGAGGAGAGGAAGGAGUACAUUGAGAGACUCAACACUGUCAGGGAGGAAGAGGAGUUGCGCCGUCAAGAGGAGCAGUUGCGCGCAGCAGCGGCAGCGGAGGCACGCCGUCAAGAACAGGAAAGAGAGGAGAGGGAGAAGAGGAGACACGCCUCGGAACUAGCAGCAAUGAAGGAGAGGAAUCUGAGGGAGAGAAUCGCUCACAUCUCACAGACUAUGCACGGGAAGAAGGUGCUGCAAAAGUUGGAUGAGGAGGAUUUGAAGAAAAUGGACGCCGAAGCCAUUGCUCAACGCGAGGCCGAAGAACUGAUGAAGGAACGUCGGGAGCUUGCAGCUCGUCUUAAGUCUCAAGAGAAGAAGGUUGAUUACUUCGAGCGGGCCAAGCGUCUGGAGGAAAUUCCACUCCUACAGAAGAGUUUGGAAGAGAAGCAAGUGCAGGAUAAAGCAUUCUGGGAACAGCAGGAGAAGGAACGCAUCGCCCAACUCAUCGAGGCGCGUGGCCGUGAUGUAGCUACAGCAACACGUCUGUCUCGUAUGUCGAUGCACCGCGAACAGUUCACGACUCGACUGAACAGCGAGCGUGGCGCAUUGUACCACAGCAGGCUGGCAGAGUUCACCGAAACCAUCACCAGGGAGAGGGAGGCGCGACUCGCUCAUAGGAGACAGCAGAGGAUCGAGAAGAGACGAACAGAGUGGCUGACGGAGAAGCGUCGCAUGGAAGAGCGUGCUGCGGAGGAGGCUCGCAAGGCACAGGAGGAACAUGAGAGGAGGGAGAAGGAGAGAAAGCAGGCGGAGGAACUGGCCGCCCUCAAGGAGAAGAAGGAGAAGUCACUCAAGGAGCAUCAAGAAAUGUUGGCUAGGGCUGAAGCAAAGGCUCGCGCUAUGGAAGCUGAAGUCACCCGCAAGCUGGAGGAACAAAAAGCGGCCGCGUUGUCCAGCUGGAGGAGACCCGGACCGCCGGCCAAGGAACCAGAGAAGAAAGAACCCUGGCGGCCCAGUCGCCUUCGCGAGCCCGUUGCUGAUGAACGUCCACGCUCUCCAGGACGUAGAGAUGAAGAGAAACGCGAGGAAAGACCUCGCGAUAUUAGCUUCAAGGAUGACAGGCCAAGAGAAGAACGCAGCUACAGGGACGAUAAGAACAGGGAUGAUCGGCCGAGAGAUGACUCUGGAUGGCGUUCAGCUAACCGGGAUGCAGACCGGGAUAGGGAUAGAGAAAGACCGCGCUACACUGGUCGUUCAAGCGGCCCCGAGUCCGGCAGCUGGCGUCGUGGCCCUUCAGACCCAGCGCCCUCCGCCGAGCGUUCGUCAACUUGGCGCACCAAGGAGGCGUCUCGUGACGACCGUCGUGAUGACCGCCGUGAUGACCGCCGUGAUGAUCGUCGUGAUGACCGCCGUGAUGACCGCUACCGUGAUCCGCCGCGUGAUCGUGAUGGAUAUCGUGAUAGACCGCCGCCACGACGCGACGAGCGUGAUCCGCCUCGUAGAGAUGAUCGUGAUCGCCGCGAUGAUCGCGAACGUCGCGUGCCCCCGCGCAGAGAGGACAAACCCCGUGACCCGGACGACUUCCAAACCGUCUCCAAACGUUAAAACAUCCGAAAAGGACUUGGCAGUUUACAUUCAUAUAAAAUAGAAACUUAAUCAAUGUCAUAAUAAAAAUUUUACUUCUAAUAAUAUUAGUUGCAGUAAAAAAAAUAUUAGAAAUCUGUAUACAAUAUUACAUAAUAUUAUAUUCACAUAGA
Messenger RNA from Danaus plexippus (monarch butterfly), 3592 nucleotides. RefSeq names its product eukaryotic translation initiation factor 3 subunit A-like (gene eIF3a). Bases 123 to 3440 code for a protein of 1105 amino acids. Gene Ontology annotation, cellular component: multi-eIF complex; eukaryotic translation initiation factor 3 complex, eIF3m; eukaryotic translation initiation factor 3 complex, eIF3e. Gene Ontology annotation, biological process: translation reinitiation; formation of cytoplasmic translation initiation complex. Gene Ontology annotation, molecular function: translation initiation factor activity; mRNA binding. NCBI's taxonomy places the organism in Eukaryota, Metazoa, Arthropoda, Insecta, Lepidoptera, Nymphalidae. The record is from RefSeq and is a predicted model, not a curated record. The transcript is spliced from 23 exons.